Ananas comosus (pineapple) is the source of this 1479-nucleotide messenger RNA. RefSeq names its product remorin-like. Lineage: Eukaryota; Viridiplantae; Streptophyta; Magnoliopsida; Poales; Bromeliaceae. Bases 325 to 1137 code for a protein of 270 amino acids. The transcript has 2 exons. The record is from RefSeq and is a predicted model, not a curated record.
AGAAAAGGUGAAAAAAAAAAAAAAGAAAAAAAAUAAAAUAUCCUACUCUCUAGUGCGCGCAAAGUUUCUCUCGGUUUCCACUAUACUCGAUCGUCUCCCUAUCUAUUUAAGAUGGCAGCCGGUGCCAUGCUCAUUCCAUUUCCCUCCGCGCGCGCGCUCUCUCUCUCUCUGUCUCCGGUUGCUUUCGUAGCAUUAAUUAAAAUCCCUGUCUCUCUGUCUAAGAGUUUAACACAUACAUAAAAACAAAUGGUUACUUGGAUCACCCACCAACUUGUUCCUGCAGCCUUAGCAACAGGGAGCGCUUCUUAAUCCCUCCCGCUUGACAUGUUGAAUGAUCAACAACGGCCUGACAGCACCGGAGAAGAGCAUGAUCCGCCGCACGAAGAAGUCGAAUUCCGCGACAUCCACCCGCUGACUCCGCCGCCGCCGCCGUCGUCGGUCCGAUCAUCGGGCGGGAGGCGCGGGGAGUACUCGAGCCACCACCGGUCGUCCGCGGCGCUCUCGGUGGGGAGCGACGCCGCCCUGAGCGAGCAGUUCACGACGAUGAGCAGGGAGUUCAGCGCGAUGGUCGUCGCGGGCUCCGCCAUGCAGCUGGGUGACGCCGCCAGCAGCAACGUCGACAACGAAACCGCCCUGGCCAGGAUCGGCGAGGAGGACCGCCUCGAGGAGACGAACCCGCUCGCCAUCGUCCCCGACACCAACCCCAUCCCGUCCCCGCGACGCGCCCCGCCUUCCGAGGGGGUGGCCGCGGGGGCGGCCGCGGCCGCGCUGGAGGAGGUCUCCGUGCUGCAGGUCAAGAAGGAUGAGGUCGAGUCCAAGAUAUCGGCCUGGCAGACCGCCGAGGUCGCCAAACUCAACAACAGGUUCAAACGCGAAGAGGUCGAGAUCAACGGCUGGGAGAGCGACCAGGUCGAGAAGGCCACGGCCUGGCUAAAGAAAAUAGAGAGGAAGUUGGAGGAGCAGAGGGCGAGGGCGAUCGAGAAGGCGCAGAACGACGUGGUGCGGGCGAGGCGCAAGGCCGAAGAGAAGAGGGCGUCGGCGGAGGCGAAGAGGGGGACGAAGGUGGCGAGGGUUCUGGAGCUGGCCAAUUUCAUGAGGGCCGUUGGCAGAGCGCCAUCAAAGCGCUCCUUCUUUUAAGUAAUUAAUUAUUAUUGGUUUAUACUUAAUUAAUUUGCUUGCUUGAAUCAAUAGUCUCUUUUGUGUGUCAUAGUAGUGUAUGAUAGAUGCUUUUAAUUUCUCAUCACGCGGAGAGCCUUUUCAAUUCCAAUUGUAUAAUCGUUCUUGUUGGUUUUACUAUGUGGUCGAUCAAUUAAGCAGGGGAGGUGUUGUAAUUAUUAAAUUAAGAAGAAGGAAUAGUUGGAGAAACAGGGUACUGUUUUUAAGGUUUCUGAAGGCUCUCUGUUGAAGGCUCUGUGUUGUAAAGGCGUGUAUGUUUGAAGAAAUUAUGAGAGAUUGGUAUUUUAGUGCUUUUUUUUUUUA